This is a messenger RNA of Temnothorax curvispinosus, 1080 nucleotides long. RefSeq lists its product as uncharacterized. The transcript has 9 exons. The coding region runs from base 64 to 1080 and encodes 338 amino acids. The record is from RefSeq and is a predicted model, not a curated record. NCBI's taxonomy places the organism in Eukaryota, Metazoa, Arthropoda, Insecta, Hymenoptera, Formicidae.
AUAUUCGGCGCGUGUACGAACUACGACUCGACAUGCCACACCUUCUGUAAGAGCAGCGGAACAAUGUCGACGAGCACCGCCCUCGGUGGCGGUGGCGGAGGCGUUGGCGGUGCCCUCAGCCUGAUGGGUUGCGUGAGGGAGGCCUCGCCGCCCCCUCAGAACCACCAUCAGCACCAUCAUCAUCAGCAGCAUCGCACUUUCGGCCUCGGCGAGUUCCCGGCGGCCCAGCACAGCGUCGAUCCUCUGCCCAAAGAACCAAAGAAGCGCCGUUUUCAUCCUCUGCGCGGUCUCCGGAAGAUCUUCCGGCGAAAGAGUCGCGGUGCCGCCGAUGCACGGUCCGUCUCCAAUUCUGCCGAUCGGGAUGCCGAAUUGGCGCGCCUCCCACGGGAGGAGAUCACGAUGAGGCAUCCUGCGGGACGCCCCGAGGAAGCCCGUAGCAGGAGCGCCAGCGAGCUCCUCACCGACUCCUGCGAUCGGGAAAGUGGACGACUGCACGUCCGAUCGUCAAAAAGAUGCAAAUUCAUCGCGUCUUUCAAGACUCGCGGAUCGUUUAAACACGUAUUCCUCCGACGAGGCGGGGUGGAGGAUAGUUUCGUCAAGUUACGAGGAGGCGCCGGCAAAUUGUCAGUGUCCCACGAUAGCGUUUUCCCGGGAGAAGUUCCUCACACUCGGCCUCUCUCCUCGCUGGCCAGCCUGGCGACGCUCGAGCGGAGGCCGGCCAGGAAGAGUAACGAGAUCAUCGAGCACAAGGAGUACAAUCAUCAUCACGUCGCACAAAGGCACCGGAUAUCCCUUCGGGUACUCGAGCAAAUAAAAACGGUCAUAGAGAACCGGAACCAACUGGCCUCGGCGACCUCGCCGGAUACGGCCAGUAUAGCGCACGCUGCCGGCGAGCGGUAUCAGCAGGAAACCACCGAGAAUCGCUUCACCGUGUUCGAGAGACAUGGGGAGAGGAGCGGCGCGGAGGAGAGCCAGCAGGCGAAGGUGAGUGCACGAUCUGAAGAAUAUAUCAUUCAUAUAUACGGUGUAUACAUGCAUUCUACCGGUUUCGCCACUCGUCCCGGCACCACCGCGUGCUGA